Messenger RNA from Aspergillus costaricaensis CBS 115574, 2933 nucleotides. Its product is annotated as MIF4G-domain-containing protein. The transcript has a single exon. Gene Ontology annotation, biological process: mRNA splicing, via spliceosome. Lineage: Eukaryota; Fungi; Ascomycota; Eurotiomycetes; Eurotiales; Aspergillaceae. Gene Ontology annotation, molecular function: RNA binding; protein binding. The record is from RefSeq and is a predicted model, not a curated record. Gene Ontology annotation, cellular component: catalytic step 2 spliceosome. The coding region runs from base 38 to 2716 and encodes 892 amino acids.
CUGACAGUCAUUUCUUUCCGGUGGACUGCAAAGGAAUAUGACGGACCCUGUUGUCUUGCAGUCGGCGGUGCGAGUGCCUACUCCGCCCCCAGGCACUUCCUACUCUCCUCAGGCCUCGGGUUCCCGCAAACGCUCACCUCCCUCUCGGUCUCCUUCGCCGAAUCGUCGUCGCUCGCCCCCGGGUGAUUCACUUAAAGACGGUGCGGAUGCGCCGCGCAUCGAUCCUGAACGCGCGAUUGAAAGAGAGCGACAGCUCGCGGAGCGCCUCCGCCAACAUGAGAAGCAGGAGGCUGCUCGAAAGCCGAUGACGGAGGAGGAAAAGCAAGCUGCGGCCAAAGCAGAAUAUGAGAAGCUUUUAAACAUGCGAUCGGGUGGUACCUAUAUUCCUCCCGCGCGACUACGGGCGCUGCAGGCGCAGAUUACGGACAAGACCAGCAAGGAGUACCAGCGGAUGGCGUGGGAGGCUCUCAAGAAGUCGAUCAACGGUCUCAUCAACAAGGUCAACGUUUCCAACAUCAAGUUUAUCGUCCCGGAGCUCUUUGGUGAGAACUUGGUGCGCGGUCGCGGUCUGUUUUGCAGAAGUAUCAUGAAAGCCCAGGCGGCCAGUUUGCCCUUCACACCUAUCUACGCUGCGAUGGCGGCUAUUGUCAACACUAAAUUGCCCCAAGUCGGCGAGCUGCUGCUCAACCGUCUCAUUGUCCAGUUCCGAAAGGCGUUCAAGAGAAACGACAAGGCAGUCUGCAUAUCUUCUACGACGUUCAUUGCCCAUCUGUGCAACCAGCAAGUCGCGCACGAGAUGCUGGCCGCGCAGAUUCUUCUGUUGCUGCUUCACAAGCCCACAGAUGACAGUGUUGAAAUCGCCGUCGGCCUGACUCGAGAGGUUGGUCAGCAUCUAGAGGAGAUGAGCGGUCCUAUUGCCCUGGCGGUGUUUGACCAAUUCCGGAAUAUCCUUCACGAAGCCGACAUCGAUAAGCGAGUACAAUAUAUGAUCGAGGUGUUGUUCCAGGUCCGGAAGGAUAGGUACAAGGACAAUCCGGCGAUCAAGGAAGAGUUGGACCUGAUCGAGGAAGAGGACCAAAUCACACACCAGAUCGGACUUGAUGACGAAAUUGAGACGCAAGAUUCCCUCAACAUCUUCAAGUACGAUGCCGAAUGGGAGGAGCACGAGGAGGCCUACAAAAAGCUGAAGGCAGAGAUUCUGGGUGAGGGCAGUGAUGACGAGGAGGACGAUGAAGACGAGUCAGAUGAGAGCUCCGAUGAAGAGUCGGAGGAAGAGCGGAAGAUGGAUAUCAAGGAUCAGACCAACACAGACCUUGUGAACCUGCGGAGGACGAUAUACCUGACGAUAAUGUCGAGUAUCGACUUCGAAGAAUGCUGUCACAAGUUGAUGAAGAUCUCGUUGCCCGCUGGCCUCGAGCCCGAGCUCCCAUCGAUGAUCAUCGAAUGUUGCUCCCAGGAGCGCACGUAUUCGAAGUUCUACGGCUUGAUCGGUGAACGAUUCGCAAAGAUCAACCGCCUUUGGUCUGACCUCUUCGAAGCUGCAUUCGCCAAGUACUAUGACACAAUCCACCGCUACGAGACAAACCGACUCCGCAACAUUGCUCGCUUCUUCGGCCACAUGAUCAGCACCGACGCGAUUGGCUGGCAUGUCAUGUCGAUCAUCCACAUGAACGAGGAGGAGACGACAUCCAGCAGCCGUAUCUUCAUCAAGAUCCUCUUCCAAGACCUCGGAGAGCACAUGGGCCUGCCGAAGCUGCAGGAACGCAUGCGGGACGAGAUCCUGCGCCCCAGCUUCGAGGGCCUCUUCCCACUGGACAACCCCCGCAACACGCGCUUCUCGAUCAACUACUUCACCAGCAUCGGCAUGGGUAUGCUAACCGAGGACAUGCGCGAGCAUCUGAAGAACCUCCCCAAGCCCACCAUGCCCGCAUUGCCCCAACGCGAUGCCGGCGCCGACUCCGACUCCGCGUCCGUGGUAUCCCACCCGACCAGCUGCUCAACCUGCACUCCUCGCUCUCGCUCCCGCUCCCGCUCCCGCUCCUACUCCUACUCCCGCUCUCCCUCCCCCGGCCGUGGCCGCAGACGCUCCGUCAGUCGCGGCCGAUCCUACAGCCGGUCCGUCUCCGGAUCCUCUCGCCGCAGCUACAGCUACACUCCUUCGCGCUCCAGAUCCCGAUCCCCGGCGCCCAAAUCCCGCCGACGCUCCGUCUCAUACAGUCGGUCUCCCACACCCCCUCCUCGUCGGACACGCGAUCGCUCCUACGAUUCCCGCUCUCCCAGACGCUCGCUCUCCCGCUCCGUUACCCCUCCGCCUCGCAGCAAACGGGACACCCACGCCCGCAGAGACAGAAGCUACUCCAGAUCCGUCUCUCGAUCUGUCUCCCCUCCUCCACGUCGCGCGGCCGGAGGAGCCGCUCGGUACUCCGAGUCUCGGUCGCCUCCUCCCCGCCGGCGGGUCGAAAGGAGUGUCUCCGGGUCUCGAUCCCGUUCUCGUACUCCUGAACGUCGUGCCCCGCCUAGUCGUCGUGCCCCUCGUGACGCUUCUGUCUCGCGCUCACGCUCCCCUACCCCGCCGCGCGGUGGUGGCGGUGGUAGCCGUGGCGAUACUGCCCCUCGUCGUCGGAAAUACUCUGAAUCGUUGUCCCCGUCGAGGUCUCCGCCGCCCAGACGGCGUAGGUCUCCGUCUAGGACACCUCCCCGUCGGGUGCGUGAUUAGGGCGAGAAAAAGUUGUAUGUAAUAGGUGAUAGGAAGCGAGAAAGGUGGAAUUAGAUGAACUUUAUUCGCAGGGUAAAUGUUUAAGGCUUGGCAUUGGUUUGUUCUAUACCGGGUUGAAAUCAAGAUUUGAAAUUUCAAGGAAGGGUUUCUUUAUCUUAUAUUACAUUAUGGAUGUAUUGAUAAAUAAGUACUUAUUGCAUUGAUGCAUGGUAUUCGG